Coprinopsis cinerea okayama7#130 is the source of this 703-nucleotide messenger RNA. RefSeq lists its product as hypothetical. NCBI's taxonomy places the organism in Eukaryota, Fungi, Basidiomycota, Agaricomycetes, Agaricales, Psathyrellaceae. Gene Ontology annotation, cellular component: spindle microtubule; mitotic spindle; mitotic spindle pole body. The transcript is spliced from 2 exons. Bases 12 to 299 code for a protein of 95 amino acids. The record is from RefSeq and is a predicted model, not a curated record.
CAACCGUCGAAAUGGCGUACCACGAGGAAGAACCCACUUUCUUCGAACGAGAACGCGACAGACUUUCCAGAGAGAUAACCUCUGGUUUCGAAGAUCUCUUAUCAUCCACCAACGUUCUCAACCGUAAACUCGAGGAGGUCCUGGGGAUGACAAAGGAGUACCACACCAUCGCCGCUCUGUGGCACAGCUUCCACGAGUUGAUGAGGAAUUCGGGUCAACUGAACGACGAGGAGGCGGAGCAGGUAGCCCCUGGUUUACCUGGGACGGGCGGGCAUGUCGUGUCGAGCUCCAAGCAAUGAAGAACUCUGCCAUUGAUGUUUCACGCGUUCGAAUGCGCCGGCACCUGAAGGGCCUUACUCUCUGGGAACACGACGAGAGUCUGGGAACCAACCCUCCUGCAAGUGCCACAACCAAGGCGACCGCGCUCCAAAUGUCCAUCCACCAACGGCACCAGUCUGCUGCGGAUUCCCAGGAUAGUACGACACCUCAGAUCGACAACAGAGACCAGAGACGGAAACGUCACAUCCACGAGAGGGAAAUGGUAUAAAUAGAAAUCAGAUGCCUCUGGGGCAAAGGGUGGUACAUCCACAACAACGGGGGAGGAGGUAAACACUACUACAGACUGCAUAAAGAAAAGUAGGCGAUAUAAAGAUGCGAAACAAUUGUCCUGUCCGUAAUUCUUGCCAUUCGUUCAUUAGAUAUC